This is a messenger RNA of Macroventuria anomochaeta, 834 nucleotides long. RefSeq names its product Aldo/keto reductase. The record is from RefSeq and is a predicted model, not a curated record. Lineage: Eukaryota; Fungi; Ascomycota; Dothideomycetes; Pleosporales; Didymellaceae. Gene Ontology annotation, molecular function: oxidoreductase activity. The transcript is spliced from 5 exons. Bases 1 to 834 code for a protein of 277 amino acids.
AUGCCCACAAUCCAUCUAGGUGUUUACCUGACAUCGGGAAAGGAAACCUACCAAGCGGUUCGAUGGGCGCUAGAAGUAUACUGCCUUCUAGUGGACAGCGCGCAAAUGUAUCACAAUGAGAAGGAGAGUGGUAAGGCCGUUCUAGACUUCCUGUCCAGCGCCGACAACGUCGACUCCGUCAAGCGAGAGGACAUUCAUUUCACUUCCAAGCUGGCAUCCAACUCGUCAUAUGAUACAGUUCGCAAGGUUAUCAAGAAAUCGGUGCAGGAAUGUGGACUUGGCUACAUCGACUUGUUUCUCCUGCAUUCACCCUAUGGUGGCAAGAAAGCACGACUUGACAGCUGGAGAGCCGUGGAAGACGCUAUCGACGACGGCGAGGUAAGGAUCGGAGGUGUGUCCAAUUACGGCGUCAAGCAUCUGCAAGAACUUCUUGAUUCGAAGCCCAGGAUUGCACCAGCGGUCAACCAAAUCGAGGUGCAUCCGUUCAAUACACGGACGGACAUCACGUCCUUCUGUCAGCAGAACAACAUCGUUGUUGAGGCUUACGCACCACUUGUUCGAGCCCUGAAGAUGAAGCAUCCUAAGAUCGUAUCCCUCUCGAAGAAGUAUUCGUGCACUCCUGAAGAUGCUAACGGUUCACUCGUUCAGGGACAACUGCUGGUCCGUUGGAGUCUGCAGCAUGGCUACGUGCCUUUGCCCAAGAGUGUGAAGAAGGAGCGCAUCGUUGAGAAUUCAGAGAUCGGAGGCUUCGAGAUUGAGGACCGUGACAUGAAGACGAUGGAUGGUCUGGAUGAGUAUCUGGUAACAGAUUGGGACCCCACAGACUGCCCGUAA